This is a messenger RNA of Crotalus tigris (Tiger rattlesnake), 3636 nucleotides long. It is a transcript of the gene ARL4C, whose product is annotated as ADP ribosylation factor like GTPase 4C. The record is from RefSeq and is a predicted model, not a curated record. Gene Ontology annotation, cellular component: cytoplasm. Gene Ontology annotation, biological process: endocytic recycling; intracellular protein transport. Gene Ontology annotation, molecular function: GTPase activity; GTP binding. Lineage: Eukaryota; Metazoa; Chordata; Lepidosauria; Squamata; Viperidae. Bases 119 to 697 code for a protein of 192 amino acids. The transcript has a single exon.
GGGUGAGUGUGCAUUUUAAAAUCGCAACCCAAUCAGGAUUUAAUACCGACUAACAAGGAAAAGGGCUUAAACGGAAUCAAGCAAAGAUUUUUCUGCUGCUGAAUCACCCAUCAACACCAUGGGAAACAUUUCAUCCAAUAUCUCUGCCUUUCAGUCUCUGCACAUUGUCAUGCUAGGUCUGGAUUCUGCAGGCAAAACCACGGUGCUCUACAGGCUUAAAUUCAACGAAUUUGUCAACACUGUGCCUACCAUUGGCUUCAACACUGAAAAAAUCAAGCUAAGCAAUGGAACUGCAAAGGGCAUCAGCUGCCAUUUUUGGGAUGUAGGUGGGCAAGAGAAAUUGAGGCCCCUCUGGAAAUCCUAUAGUCGUUGCACUGAUGGCAUCAUUUAUGUGGUGGACUCUGUUGACGUGGACAGGCUAGAAGAAGCCAAAACAGAGCUACAUAAAGUCACCAAGUUUGCAGAGAAUCAAGGCACUCCCUUGUUAGUGAUUGCCAACAAGCAAGACCUGCCAAAAUCUUUGCCUGUGGCAGAAAUAGAAAAACAGUUGGCUCUGCAUGAACUAACUCCAUCCACCACUUACCAUAUCCAACCAGCCUGUGCAAUCAUUGGGGAGGGACUCACAGAAGGUAUGGACAGACUCUAUGAGAUGAUUCUCAAGCGCAGAAAAUCCUUAAAGCAGAAAAGGAAACGAUAGGCAAGAAGGAACUGCAUUCCAUUAGAUCAUAGUCUGACUUGCUGGCUUGAACUAUUAGUUAAAAACAGCAGUCAGAAGUUGGUGUUUAUAUUAUUUUCCUUAGUAUCACAGAGUCCUUCAAAUAUGCUUAUUUUUUACAAGUUCAGAUGAUAACCCAUUUGAGAUGCUGGCUAUCAUUUGAGAUGCUGAUCAGAUCUAUGGCAUGCCAGCCUAUCACUUCCAUCAUGCUCUCUGGCCCCAUGAGCCAGUGGGAUAAGAGAGGGCUUCAUAAUAUUCUAGCAGGACUAGAAGGCAGGCAAGCAGAACCUUGCCCUAUGAGUUGCUUCUGACUUUGUGAACUACUAAUAUGCAAGAGGCUCCCUUCGUUCUCUGGACAAUUCCUGUUUUUUUUUUUUAAUGUAUAACGGGAGAAACUACAUUAGGAAAGAAAAAUCAUAGAGCUUGAUAUUUCAGGGCAGGUCCCUGUUCCAUUCGGAUUAAGAUUUGUGUUGCCAUCUCAGGAUGUUACUACAUGGUGAUGUGUGCAUGAAGAUCUAGAUUUUGCUAAUGGGAAAAUGCUGUGAUUAAGGGGAAAUGUGCAUUAAAAAUACAGCUUUGAUAUAUAUCUUAUGAAUGGCUCUUUGAGCCACUGGUGGAAAACUAUUUCACAGCCUUACAACAAACUUACCAAGGUGUUUAUGAUCUGUUGUUGUGUGUGGCUAUUACAAGAUCAGCAAAUAUGAAAUCGCUGAACAAAUGAGGCUGGGCUACUUCCUGGAGUAAAUUUUAUGUGUUUGGAGGGAAGUAACCUGUGUCCCCUGUCAUUUCAGUUCAGUAUAAGAAUAUACAUAGGGGGUGGGCUAUUUUUCCUCUUUUUUUUUUAUAUUGUAUUUUGGAUGGGGUUUUUAAAAUUGGGUAAAGAGGCCUGUGUGUGUUAUCCAUGUAUGCCUAUAUUCAAAAACUGUAAGUUGGUGGUGUACUGAUGCACUUGAAUUAAAAAACUUGAGCUGCUUGGAUCAUUUGUGACCAGUAGCUACCUCUUGGUGCUGCUUUAUUACAUUAGAAAAUGUUAUCUUUUCAUAAGUCUACACACUGUAGCAAUAACCACUUAAAUUACUUUUAAAAAAAUACCAUGUCCAUGUUGUAAUAUUGAACUGUGGCCAUAUUGUGUUUCUAACAUUUAAUUUAAUCAGACAAUUUGACUCAUAAUUCAAUUUAUUACUGUAUAAUUAGAUGGCUUUCAUAAUCCAAAAGAUUGCAACUGUGAAAAGCAGUGAAGGAAGACUCAGAUUUGGCUGAUUUGGUAUAGAAAGUACAAAAAAAGGCAUAGAACCAAAAGGAUAAUCUGAACUUUCUGCCCUAGAAAAAUCCUCAGUCUAAUAAAUUAACCUUCCUUCCUGUUUAAGUUCAUGUUUCACUGUUGUGAUUGUCAAGAAUAUAGUAAGAGAAGCACAACACAACGUUAAUUUUAAAAUUACAGGAAAAUUGGUAUUUAUAAAUACAGUAAUAAUGCAAUCUGUACAUGUCUACCCAAUUGAAUUAUAUCCAGCUACUUAUUUAUAUACAUUUAUUAGGAAUUAGCCGUUUGUAUAACCUCAUUUAUAGUAUUUAUUUCUGAAUAAGGAUGCAUAGAUCAAACUCUAAGGUUAAAAUCCUACCAGUAGUAUGUAGGAGCAAGACCUUAUUGAGCAUGGAUUUAGUUUUAAUUGAGUCAAUAAUAUUAACUUCCUUGGGAAAAAACCCAUAUCUAAAUCAAGGAUACAGAAUUGUACAGUGAUAUGAUAUCCCAAAAGUUAAAAAAAAAAAAGCUUGACAAGUUUAAUUCUUCAACUAAUUUUAAAGUUUCAAUCUCAUAUUUUAGAGUUAUAUCCAUGAUUCAGUUUCUAGGACAUGGAUUAGCCACUUUCUGAUGAAAUUAUGUGAGUUUUAGAAAGAGGAACAGAAAAAUGUAAGCUUACCAGUAUGACAACAAAUUCCAGACAGUUGAUUUUUUUCCCAUUAGCAGUGGAGAUUUUCUGUUAGUUGUUUUAGGCAACUCUUUUUUAAGAACGCAAGGACCUCUCUCCUCUUCCAGCUGUAUUAUACUAGAUUAUUAUCAGAAAUCAGAGCUGCUGCUACUUUUUUCUCUGCAUUUUUAUGUUUAAGAAAGCUUUGGUUAUUGAAUAUUUGUUUGUCAUGCAGCUAUGAAAGGUACAGGAGCCCUGCCAUGAUACUGGCAUCUGCUGCAAUUCAAUUUCUAUACAUGCUUGUGGAAUUUAUUUACAUGAAUGGAGACUUGUUCACUAAUCCCCAGACUGGGCUGUUCCUAUUGUUUAAAGCAUUGCUUUUUAAGUGGUUAUUUUCUUCCACUUACUACUCUCUCAAGCAUGUUUGUUACCUCAUACCUGAAAAAGGAGAAAGAAUAUAUUCAAUAUUAAAGCCAAAUGCUGUCAUUUUUACAAUAUGGUUUAGGAAUUAAUUGCUGUUCAUAAUCAAAUUGUAUCAGAAGAUAUCUGGUUUUGGAUUCUUUUUCAUUCACAAAAUGUAUUUCUUGCAAAUAUUAAAAAAAAUGAAAUUUAUUUUGCUUUGGCAGAUCAAGUUGUACAGGUGUUGAAUUACUGCAGUUAGACCUUGUCAGCCAUACUAGGUAUUAAAUAUACCAGUCUCUCUAGUGGAUUAUUGAACAUUUUGAGUUACAAUUGAAAACUCUGCCAUGCAUAUUAUUUUUAAAGUCAGACUUUCUUGUAUUGUCUGCUGGGUUCAAAAGCAAUUCUGGCUAGUAUCUUUAUGAAUUAUCUGAGCAAAAGAAUACCUAAAGAUAUAUGAUGGUUUAAAAUGUUGCUUUUAAUGUAUUGCGUAAGCCUCAUCUAAGGCAGAUUCAUCCUAGUUUAAAUAUUCUUCAAUAUUUGUGGAGAAUAUUAUCAAAUACUACUAGUCUCAUUUUCUUCAUGAUGCACCAAUUAAAGUAUUCUAGCAAAAUA